AUGGCCUCGAAAGCCUCGAAACCCUUGUUCAACACAAUCAUCGAUCGAAUACCUCUCCGUCCUGUCAAUUGCACGACAUUUGUCGCUACCAAGGUCAUUGCCAGCGAUGAAUGCCAUCCCCUCCACAUCAAGACUAGACGAAGACUUGCGGCCUUUGAUCCUCAAGGCUUCUACUGGAGGGUGAACUGUCCCAUUGAUAUCAGCAAAAAAGCUGUCGUAAGGAACGCGUGCAAGGGAGAAUUCAAGAAAGCCUUCACAAGGGCUCUCGCGGAAGCGGGCUUGGGAGGUGAUGGAAGGCCACUGGACCCGGCUGGAAAACAACAACGGCUUACUGGUGCAGUGCUGUUAAGCAUUGUGAAGGAUCCCGCCCGUGUUCUGACCGCAACUAAGGCGGAUUUGAGGCGUGAAACAGGGGAGCUCGUAAAGAAGCUGCUGGCAAAGCAAGAGCAACCAACACAUCGAAACCCCUGGCGAAGGAAUGAACAGCCGGAGAGGGGACCGAGAAGGCCUGAAAGAGACGUCGCAGGUACAGUUCCUGGGCGAUGGAACGGCCGCUCUCGAUACGGUAUGGCGGCGAACAAGGCCGAUUCGCCAGUAGCAAGGUUCAAUCCCACUGGAACGACGCCUUGA
Messenger RNA from Ramularia collo-cygni, 630 nucleotides. RefSeq lists its product as uncharacterized. Bases 1 to 630 code for a protein of 209 amino acids. The record is from RefSeq and is a predicted model, not a curated record. Lineage: Eukaryota; Fungi; Ascomycota; Dothideomycetes; Mycosphaerellales; Mycosphaerellaceae. The transcript has a single exon.